CCAAGGCUGGCCGUCCACUACAUGAUCCACGCCGCGCGUCCUGCGCUCGUGCACGCGACUCGAUCGCUCUUCCGCGUCCGCGCGUCCGCCGCCUCCUCCUCCUCCGCCGCCGCCCGGCUCGCCGCGCCGCGACACGUCGCGUCCUUCGUCGGACGUCGUCGACAGCCUCUCGUCGUCGUCGCGCGUCGAUCGAACGUCGCCAUGGCUUCCGCCGCGACCGCCGCGCCCGCGGACGUCGCGUCGUUCAUCGAGACGUUCAACGCGGACUACGCCAAGGCGCACAAAGCGUACGAAGACAACUUCUGGGAGACGAAGAUGAACCUCGAGGGGAACUCCGUGGACGCGCUCACGUCCUCGUUCAACGCGCUCGAGGCGUUCUUAGGCGACCAAGCCGCGCUCGACGCCGUGCGAGGGUUCCUCGCGCGCGACGAGCGCGAGAUCCCGGAGUCGUCCAGAGUCGUCCUGAGACAGAUCGAGAAGACGCUCAAGUGCUACAUCGUGGAGAGCGCGGACGCGAAGGCGGUCCGCGAGAAGGCGGUCGGUCUAGAGAACAAGAUGAACGGCGCGCGGAACAAGCUCAAGCCGACGUACGUCGAGGCGAACGGCGAGACGACGGAGGCGACGUUCACGGUGCUCCGCACGAAGAUUCGAUCCGCGGCGGAGGAAUCAGUGCGAAAGUCGUGCUGGGAGGCGACGCGCACCACCGGACCGUUUCUCCUCGCGAACGGCUUCCCCGAGAUCAUCGCCGAGCGCAACCGAUUCGCGCGGACGCUGGGGUACGAAGACUUUUACGACAUGAAAGUGACGCAGGCGGAGGGGUUUAACAAGAAGCGAUGCUUCGAGAUGCUCGACGGGCUCGAAGCCGCCACGGCGCCGUUGCUGAAGACGGCGCUCGAGAAGCUCGAGAAGGAGAAGGGCGCGGACGCGCUCAAGCCGUGGAACCUCUCCUACGCGCUCAGCGGCGAGCUGUCGCGCGAUCUCGACCCGUAUUUCCCUUUCGAGAACGCGCCGGAGGUGUGGGGUCGGUCGUUCGCCGCGAUGGGGAUCGCGUACAGAGGCACGAAGAUGCGCCUCGACUUGUGCGACCGCGCGGGGAAGUAUCCGAACGGGUUUUGCCACUGGCCCGUCGCGCCGCAUCGAGGCGCGGACGGGACGUGGCACUCCAGCGAGGCUAACUUCACGAGCCUCGCGACCCCGGACGAGGUCGGCAGCGGGAACACCGCGCUGACGACGCUGAUGCACGAGGGCGGGCACGCCGCGCACUUCGCGAACAUCGAGCAAGGCUCACCGCUCUUCGCGCAAGAGCGCGCGCCGUUCUCCGUGUCUCUCGCGGAGACGCAGAGCAUGUUUCUCGAUUCGCUGUGCGGCGACGCCGCGUGGCUCGGGCGUUACGCGCGCGACCGGUCCGGCGCGCCCGUGCCGUGGGCUCUGCUCGAGCGCUCCAUCAAGGAGAAGCACCCGUACGAAGUCUUCGCGCUGCGAGGGAUGAUCGCGGUGCCGUAUUUCGAAAAGGCGCUGUACGAGAUGCCGGAGGAAGACCUCACGGCGGAGAACAUCGCGAGAGUGGCGGACGAGAUCGAGCACAAGAUCCAGGGCGGCCUCGCCGCGCGGCCGCUGCUCUCAGUGCCGCACAUCACGAGCGACGAGAGCUCGUGUUAUUACCACGGCUACGUCUUCGCAGAGAUGGCGGUGCAUCAGACGCGCGCGCACUUUCUGAAAAAGUACGACGGCGUCAUUGUGGACAACCCGAAGAUCGGCCCGGAGCUCCUGGAGUCGUACUGGACGCACGGCAGCGGCGAGCCGGGCUUCCUCAAGAUGGUCGAGAACCUCACCGGAAAGCCGCUGUCGCACGACGCGUGGGUCGCGUCCAUGGCGAAGGACGUGCCGAGUCUGUUGGCGGAUGAAAAGAAGGAGUACGACGCCGCCGUCGCCGCGCUGCCGAACACUGGCGCCAUAGACCUCGGCAUGCGCGCGGUGUUCGUGCACGGCGACGAGGUCAUCGCGGACUCGGAGAGCGCGGGGGGGUACGUCGAGGCGACGAAGGAGUUUAAGAAGUGGGUCAACGCGAACUGGCCGAAGACCGCGGUCGCGGCGUGA
Molecule: messenger RNA, 2097 nt
Organism: Micromonas pusilla CCMP1545
Lineage: Eukaryota; Viridiplantae; Chlorophyta; Mamiellophyceae; Mamiellales; Mamiellaceae
Exons: 4
Coding region: 202-2097 (631 amino acids)
Biological process (GO): proteolysis; peptide metabolic process
Molecular function (GO): metalloendopeptidase activity
Source: RefSeq, a predicted model, not a curated record